AUGUUGAUUAAACGUUUCAAUUUAUUAAAUUUAAAGCAAUUUACUGAAAUUAAUUUAAGCACACGAAGUGUACAAUAUAUACAAGGACAAUCGCCGGAACCGAAAAUAAGGGAAAAUUUCUAUUAUAUAGAUCAUGAGGGAAUGCUCUUUUUGGAUGAUGCCAAAAUGAAGAACUUUACUAGUUGUUUUAAGGAAAAGGAUUUUCUUAAAUUCUUUUUUAGUCGCUUGCGUAUGAAUCAGACUCAACGGUUUCAAAAGGACUUCCCCUACAUAUCGCUGUGUGGACGAGAGCGAAAUUUUAUUCGUUGUGAUGACACGCCAAUUGUCUUUACCGAGCAGUUCACUAAAAAUGGAGACGGAGCGGUAGAAGUCCUUAGCUACGCCCAUAGUGGCCAGGUUUUAACUGCUGAGUUUCAACCUGAAAAACUUUAUAUGCAUCCCCGUACAGGUCGAGUUUACCAUCCAGCUUGGCCUCAAGUCGGUGGCAUUGGCCUUGUACGCUCAAAAUUGGCCAUAGAAUUAAGUCAAUAUUUUGAAUUUUCCAAAGGUCAAGAAUCCCCAACACAUUUUCAUUGGCAAGGCAAGAAAUUAGAACUCCAAAAUAAAUGGGUUGAGGAAAGUAAACGUUUUCCUAUGAAUAAGGAACUUGGCGAAUUUGUAAAAUAAAUUUUAAUAUGAUUAUAA
This is a messenger RNA of Drosophila willistoni, 684 nucleotides long. RefSeq names its product UPF0598 protein CG30010. NCBI's taxonomy places the organism in Eukaryota, Metazoa, Arthropoda, Insecta, Diptera, Drosophilidae. Bases 1 to 666 code for a protein of 221 amino acids. The transcript is spliced from 2 exons. The record is from RefSeq and is a predicted model, not a curated record.